AUGUCAACAAUCAAUGAAAGGGGACCGUCCCAAUCGACGCUCGACAUCCCUCAGCCACACUACCAACAGCAACAGCAUCACUCCACGUCAAGUCUCGAGAUUCCACAAAUUACAACAAUUGACCAUAAUGGCCAACAGUAUGACCAGCAGCAGCAACAGCAAAAUGACACACCAAUGAUGGUUGGCAAUGGCGAUCAACUUCAGGUGCCCCACGAGCCCAGCCCCUUCCACGCGUCCAACGAGCGACACGUCCACUACGAUGCCAACCCCAAGGUAUUCUUCCUGCCCCCAGACAAGCCCUCAAAAGUGAUCGUGCAUCACUUUAGCAACUCAAUCCUCUCGGUGUUGCAAUGUAUAUUCGUGCCGAUGAUCACCACCUAUCUGAUCAUGCUCAUCCCGGUUGGACCCAUCUCCAACGGAUUCCUCAUGAACUGGGUCUACAACAUUGUCUACAUCCCCGCUGUGGCGCUGUCCACGUCCAUCUUCCAUCUGGGCUGGGCGGGCGCCUUCAUCAAGGACUACAAGCACAUCUCACCUAUCUUCAUCCACACGUUCCUCUGCUCGCUGACCUUCUCCCUAAUAUGCCAACUGGUCAAUUCCAGAUGGUAUCCAAUUCCCGGCUACAUCCUGAUCAUCCCCAUCCUGAGUCUGCUGGUGCUGCCCGCCAUCAUCUACAUCCGCUCCAAGGAUCGCUUCACAUCCAAACUCAACCGUCCAUUUGGAAAGUAUGUCCUGUUCAUCUUCCUCUGCCUGCUUGUGCUGGCCAUCUCGAUGACCUUUGUCAUCCUGUUCUCAUUCCCCACGUACCAGCUGAUCGUCGGAGUAAUCUACUACCUGCUCAUGUUCCUGCUGUGCCAGGGCCUGGUGAGCAUCACGCGUAACAACACGCCCAAGGGCACACACAAUGUGAUCUGCUACUGGGUGGAGACCAUCUCCGAGUUGGUGAUGUGCUACAUGUUCAUUCGCAUCCUGCCCAUGACAUUCUACAUCCUCCUUGCACUCAAGAUCAUUGUAUUAUUCAGAUAUCCACUGUUUAUGACUGAGAAGUAUUGGGAGUGGCGCACCAUGAUCAAACAAAAGUUGGACAAAGUUGAUCAAGAAGACUGGUUCAACAGCACCCAUCUAGGAGACAAGAUCAUCUAUGGCUUCCUCGGUUGGUUCUUCCCAGUCUCUGUCGAGCGUGAUGAGCACAAGACCCGUGUAGUCGACAGAUUCUUCUUCACAUGUUUGUGUUACUGUGGAGUUCCAUUGUUCUACAUGGUGUUCACUAUUGGUAUUAGAUGGAGCCAUGUGUCGGAUUACUAUGCCUAUUCAUUGUUGUCAGAGAAUGCAUAUAUUUGGUUGCUGAUAUACUCGUUGUUCAGUAGUUUCUUCACGUAUAUGUCAUUCCUGGUGAUUCGAUAUAUGUUCCAGGUGUACUUCCACCUGUCUGUAAUCAACCAUCCAAUGAUCUCACUCAAGAACAACGUCAGAUUGAUGAUGUACUGUAAUUUUAGCGCCCUACUCCUGCCCGUCACCUUUAUGAUGAUGCAAAACAAUGUCUACUUCCUGGUCAACAGAUAA
Molecule: messenger RNA, 1563 nt
Organism: Acytostelium subglobosum LB1
Lineage: Eukaryota; Evosea; Eumycetozoa; Acytosteliales; Acytosteliaceae
Exons: 2
Coding region: 1-1563 (520 amino acids)
Source: RefSeq, a predicted model, not a curated record